AUGUCUGGGUUUAAAGUUGAAGAAUAUUUUAAUAAUGAUGAUAAAGAAUUAACUAAUAAUCCAAUUGAUAGUCCAAUUAACACUGACUGUGACAAGAAUAUUUCUGUAAAAUAUAAAAAUUCAAAAUUCUACUUUAAUACAAAUUCUAAA
Molecule: messenger RNA, 150 nt
Organism: Racocetra persica
Lineage: Eukaryota; Fungi; Glomeromycota; Glomeromycetes; Diversisporales; Gigasporaceae
Source: the annotation of a GenBank genome assembly